GUUCAGUUAAGACGUGCAAUGGGAACAAAGUUUAUUUUAACAUUAGUAAUUGUGUUCCUACAUUUGUGUGGAGUUUUGUGUCAAGAUGAGAUUUUAAAUUGUGAUUUUACAUGCCGUUAUCCAACAGUUUGUUCUGCUAAUCUUACAAUUUUCAAUCCAAAUGGAUUAAACAGCUUUAACGAAAUUACUGGUCCAGCUCGACAGAACGACGUUUUUAGCGAAGUUUUUACAGUAUUUGGAUCACAUUCUACAAAUGUCCCGCAGAUAAUUUGUGAGACUUUUAAAAAUAUUUAUAGAAUCGGUCUGAAUCAAAUUGGUCUUGAAAGAGUUGAUGAUUAUUCAUUUAGGAGCUGCAAAGGGUUGAUUUAUAUAUUUUUGUGGGGAAAUAAUAUUUCCUAUAUUCACGAAAAUGCAUUUGCUGAAAAUCCAAAACUUUAUUAUUUAGCUUUGCAAGGCAAUAACAUCAAGAUGUUGCCAGAAAACGUGUUCCUUAAUCAACAAAAAUUAGAAUGGCUAUCGCUCGAGGGUAAUCCCUUCAUUGACAUUCACAAAUAUGCCUUUAAGCCACUGAUCAUCUUGGAUAAACUUCAUAUUAAAAGAAGUGAACUUGUUGAUGUUAAGCCUGAAUGGUUUGAGACUCUAGGAAUGCUGACAUUUUUGGAUCUAUCAACAAAUCUAAUUGAGACGCUACCAAAAAAAGUAUUCAAUCCACUUAAGAAUAUCACUUAUAUUGGAUUAAUUCACAACAAGCUAACAGUCAUACAUGCUGAUUCAUUUGGAAUUUUGAUAAGCGCACCCAGAAUAAGCUUUUACAGCAACAAAAUAAAUGCGAUUGAUGUUCAAUUUAUAUUCAAUACUGGAGCAAGUACGAUUGAUAUGGAAUAUAACGUAUGUGCUAAAGUGACAAUAAGUGAUAAUUCAACAUCCAAGGAACUAAUGAUGACUGGAUUUAAGACUUGUUUUGAGAAUUAUAAAGCUAUGUCAGAAAUGACAACUUUGCCAACAACAAUAACGACUGAUUCGACAACAACCCAAUCCUCAACUUUACCCACUAGUUCAUCAACUUUACCGCCUGGAUGUACUAAUGAGAACUGGAUUGAAAGAAUCUGUAAAGUUGAAGAAAAAUUCGAAGAAUAUGAAACAAUCUUUAAUGAAAUCGAAGAAAAAAUGGAAAAUUUAACAAAAAAUCAAAAUGGAAUGUUAAGAAGUUUAGAGGAUCAACAAAGUCAAGUUACUGAAAAUAAAAAUGAAAUCAUUUCACUUAAUGAGAUUAUUUCUAUAUUGAGGAAAGAUUUAGACAAUCAGAUUGAAAUAAAUGCUAAUCUUGAGAAUAAAGUUAAAAAAAUAGAGGAAAUCGCAGAAUUAUUGAACAAAGAAAAUCAACAAAUCAAGAGGGAUAAAGACAUAUUAGAAUUUAGAGUUGAGAGUCUCAGUAAUUUUGUCAAAACUGAAGUUAAGAAUUUGGAAGAUAAAAUUCUUGUUUUGUCGACACGACCAUGUUCAUGUAAUUAACUGAAACUUAAUGAAUAAAAAAAUGUGUGUCAUCAUUAAAGAAUUUUGAAAGUAAAUCUUUAAUUUUGCAUUUGAAUUUUGAGCCAACAUAAAGACACAGAUAACAAAUUUCGCGAUAAUUUUGAUAAGAAAAUGCUCUGGAAAAUCAACAAUCUCAUCACGAGACAUAAUAUAAAUACACAGUGCGAUUACUUAUUUAUCUUGCAAACUGACGAUUUAAAGGGGGAAACAGUUUCAAGGGAAACAUUGUUGAAAGGAAAUUCUAGACUAGUUUUUUUCUUUUUUCGCUAUUUUCCAUAAAAACUGAGUUCUAAAAUGAAAACUACAAAAUCUCAUGAAAUUUUACAACAAAACUUUUUCCCAAUCAUGUUGUUUUCCCCUUGAGCAAAUAA
This is a messenger RNA of Chironomus riparius, 1904 nucleotides long. Lineage: Eukaryota; Metazoa; Arthropoda; Insecta; Diptera; Chironomidae. The record is from the annotation of a GenBank genome assembly.